UAAGGCGCGGGGCAAGAGGAGCCGAGCGCGGAGUUAGCGUUUCCUUUGCUCUUCCCGCGGCGGCGUUCGCCCUUUCUCAAGCUUUCGCGCCCCGGUUAAAACUUCAGGAAACUUUUUUUUCCUUCUUCCUUCCCCCCUCGUUCUUUGUCAACGAACGCUUCCCUUCCCCACUGCACCGCCCGCCCUUCGCCCUUGUUUUCGGUCCGGGACACCGGCCGCCUUUUUCCGAGCCAUGUGUAGAAGACCAGCAGCGCUCCUGGCAGCCCUGUGGAUGUGCCUCGUCGCGGUUUGCGGGAAGCCGGCUAGCCAGAACGCCGUGGUCUCGUCAGGAAACGUUAUAGAAAACGAAAAAGACUUCAGCAGUAUUGAGAGUAAAUUUUCUUUAAGGAUACCUGAAAAGCCUGAAGAAGACCUUUGUCACCUAGUUCCUGGGCAGGAAACAAGUGUAGCAGAUUGCAGCUUCAAUCACACCAGUAAAACCUUUGUGAUUAUACAUGGAUGGACGGUGAUUGGCAUGUUUGAGAGCUGGGUUCCUAAACUGGUGAGAGCACUGUAUAACAGGGAGCCUGAUUCUAACGUCAUUGUGGUUAACUGGUUAGCUCGAGCUAGUUUGCAUUAUACAACGGCUGCAUACUUUACAAAGGAUGUGGGAAAAGAUAUUGCUGCAUUCUUUGAUUGGAUGGAGGAGCAGUUUGGUUAUUCUCUUGACAAAGUCCAUUUGCUGGGGUACAGCCUUGGUGCCCAUGUUGCUGGCAUUGCUGGAAGUCUGACUAAUAAAAAGAUUAAUAGAAUUACAGGUUUAGAUCCUGCUGGGCCUCUCUUCGAAUAUGCCGAGGCAUCUAGGCGCCUUUCUCCAGACGAUGCUGUCUUUGUGGAUGUCUUGCAUACUUACAUCAGAGGCUCCCCAGAUCGCAGCAUUGGCAUACAGCAGCCGGUGGGCCACAUUGAUAUCUAUCCCAAUGGAGGUAGCUUCCAGCCAGGUUGCAAUUUAGCUCAAGCCCUGCGUAUGAUUGCCGAGAAAGGCUUUCAAGAAUCUGAUCAGCUGGUGAAAUGCUCUCAUGAACGCUCCAUCCUCCUCUUCAUUGAUUCCCUCUUGUAUGAAGAAAAGCCAAUCAUAGCGUACCGAUGCAAUUCAAAGGAAACAUUUGAAAGAGGGCUUUGCUUGAGCUGCCGAAAGAAUCGUUGCAACAAUUUAGGGUAUGAAGUCAAAAGAGUGGGAAGCAAGAAGAACAGCAAAAUGUAUCUAAAGACCCGUGCACACGCACCUUAUAAAGUCUUUCAUUACCAGGUCAAGAUACAUUUUUUUGGAAAAUGGAACAUUACCAAGAGAAACGAACCAUUUCUUAUUUCUUUUUAUGGCACCAAGAAGGAAAGUGAGAACAUACCGUUUGUAAUGCCUGAGAUCUCCACUAACAAAACAAGUUCCUUCCUGGUAUAUACCGAAGUUGAUAUUGGAGAACUGCUUAUAGUAAAACUUCAGUGGGAAAAAGAGUCUUUUUUCAGUUUGAGAUGGUGGGAUACCCCUGAAUUUAGCAUACGAGUACUUAGAAUCAAGGCCGGAGAAACCCAGAAAAAGGUGAUGUUCUGCUCACAGAAUGGAUCCUCUUUUCUCCAAAAAGGGGGCGAAGCUGCAGAAUUUAUGAGAUGUAAUAAGAAAAGACAUAAUGACACAGAUUCAUGAGACCAGGCCAGGAUAAUGAAUGAACACAUUCUACUUUGGGAAGAAUUUCUCCAGAAUACUGACCAAACAGGAAUGAUUGUACUGACAUAAUUAUCUAUCUUCUGUAAUACUGUCAGCUGACACUGCCCUAGGAAUUAUUUGCCCAGACUGAAAUCUCGAUUUGGUUUUGCCCGAAUAUGACUAGCAUAUAUUCAAAUUCACAUCCAACUGGAAACACGGAACUGCAGAUGGGCAGUAUCUUCAUCCGGAUCAACAUCCGAAUGCACAGUUGAUUCCUGAUUCAGUGAGCAGCAUGUAUGUAAAACCUACUUCUACUGGUAGAUCUCCUUAUUUGGAUCAGCCCAACAUAUACCAAAAACUACAUAAACCACCUUUAUUUUUAUAAUUAAGAAAUCUCUCACGGAUGGUGAUUUUUGUAUUUGAAACAAACUCCAAUAAUUCUUAUACCAACUCUCUUGUUUUAUAAUGCACUUGUAUUAAAAAAAAAUCUAUUUAUUGAAGAAUUGCUUAUUUUUACAUGUAUUUGGGUUAAGGUAUUUGCUUUUUUUAAGUUUUAGAAGUGGGUAUUUUGCUGUGCAAUGACCAUUUAGCUGAUAUUUGGAGCUUUGGCUGGCUAUAAAUUUCUUUUAUAAUUAAGAGCAAUAUUUAGACUUUAUUCAAUAAAUGCUUACAAGCCACAAUAUAUAUGAAUAAAGAUGUUUUGUAGGUCUGAAAGAUUCCAGAGAAAGCUGUUUCACAGUAGGUAAAUAAUUAAAUUUAGGAAACACUUAGCAAUCUUUAAUCUCUUUAUAUGACAGUAAAUUCACCACAGGAGAAAAUACCUAAUGUAGUGUCUCAUGCUUUUCCUUUAAAAAGGAAUCCAAUGCAUUUAUAGUAAACAUACUUGUCUUUAUCAAAUGACUCCCUAAAAAAUGAGCAGCAGUAUGAUAACAAUUGUGGGAAUAUUGCUUCUUAUAACAAUGUUGUUUCCAGACACAAAAUUUCUGUAUUGAUUAUGGACAGUGAUGACAACUAAAUCUAUAACUUUCACAAAUCCAUAUCCCAAACAAAUAAUGAUCCUCUUUUUGGACACUGUUGUUUCUAACUUGGAAAAUAAUAUUUUUUCUUGAGGUAAUAUAAGCAUAUG
Molecule: messenger RNA, 2807 nt
Organism: Pseudonaja textilis
Lineage: Eukaryota; Metazoa; Chordata; Lepidosauria; Squamata; Elapidae
Gene: LPL
Product: lipoprotein lipase
Biological process (GO): lipid catabolic process; very-low-density lipoprotein particle remodeling
Molecular function (GO): lipoprotein lipase activity; apolipoprotein binding
Source: RefSeq, a predicted model, not a curated record